GCGUUUUCGAGGAUACCACACUGAAUCAAGGUCAUGUCAUGUCACGGUCAUUUUCUGUGAAGAUCCGGCAUUACAAACCCGUAUUUUUUGCGUGAAUCAACGAUUUUGAACAAGGUCUUGCGCUCUACAUGUACACUUAGUAAUAGCCAUGGAAGGCAACUACCCACCCGGUUUUUACCUUCCUGAGAGGGAGCAACAAGAAAACAGGCAACAGCAGCCACCGCAACAGCAACCACAACAGCCGUCGCAACAGCAACAUGUUGCCCACUAUCCUUUUGAUUUGCCAAUACCAUACCACACACCGUCACAACACCAGGCUGAUUAUAUGGAGGACCAGCCAACCAGGGUAUUCCCCUUGCCGCACCCAGGGACAGUCACACAGAUGUUCACACCAGUCUAUCAUGAUUCUGGGCACUCAUCGGCAAACCAUUUGCAUCACACCCUUCCUCAACGACCAAUCGCAUACGGAGGACAUGGGGUCAAGUAUCCCGGUCUUCAAGGGAAUUUUACGCCACCUCUCACAGCCCAAGAACCGGUCGUAGAGAGAAGUAGUAUGGCAGUCACAACUCGAGAACCAGUUGCGGAAACGACCAACUUACCAACCACCACGCUCGGAUCAGCCUCCACUAAUCGUGACAUUUCUCCGGAUACCGCCAUUCCACUGACUGCAACUCACGAGUCAUUAGAGAGCAACAUUCCACCUACUACAGCAAACAGCAUUCCAGCUACUACAACUAGUGGGUCAGUUACCAGCAGUAGUUCGGACGUGACUAUGAUCACCAAGAUUCGCGGAACGGCUGAAGAGAAGCAUAUUCGACUUGUGCCUACACGUAAACAGCCACUAGAGGGCGCUACAUCUCAGGACCAUGAUACUGCAUCUAGCUCUAAACAAGUGCAGUCCAGAGGAGAUAAAGAGGAGGAGGCCAGGCCAUCACCACAAUCUCCAAGUAGUUCUACCGAGGAACCACAGCUGCUUGCAGCUCUCAAUCUGAAAAAGAUCAGCUCCGUAACAGAUCUACUGCCAUCCCUCGAGCUAAGGGCGCCAUUACAGGACAAAGUGGAUGGAGUGGUCGCCAAGGAAAUGAUAGAGAAGGGUACAGAGUUUGGACCCUACGUAGGAAUCUUGAUGAACGAGGAACAGGGUUUUGCCAGAGAAACAACGUGGGAGCUUUGUAUUACAGGGAAAGUUUUCUUCUACAUCGAUGGGCGGAAGACUUGGAUGUCUCAUCUGAGGUUUGCACACAGCGAUGAGGAGCAAAACAUAGAGGCGUAUCAGUACUGCGGCGAUAUCUACUUCAGAACCACAAAGGUCAUCGACCCAGGAAGUGAACUGAGAGUGUACUAUAGCAAGGAUUAUGGGAAGUGUGUUGGUAUCGAGAUGGCACUGGAAGAUCUGAAGUUUCAUGAAGAUUCGCAAAAGUUCCAAUGUAGCCUGUGUGAGGACAUGUUCACAUCCCCCAAAUUAACCCUGAGACAUAUCAGAUGUGAACACAACCAUGGCAAACCGGAAGAGAUGGUCCCAGUGGUUACUUGGAAGAAAAAGAAGAAAAGGAAAUUUGUGGCGAUUGAAGUCGGUUCCAAACAGCAACUAGGAAGUCAGCUGAAAGUCAAUGAUCAGGACGAUUCAGAAUUCAAGUGUGAAACUUGUCAGAAGACCUUCCCUUCUUUCGGAAGACUAAAGGCUCAUGAGUUAUUCCACGAGAAAAAGGAGGCAUCUACAGAAAUUGAGAAAGAUCCUACAGACCCUUUCAAAGAGCAUGCAAAUAAAAUGUUUGGAUGCAGUGAAUGUAAUAAAGUUUACAAAUGCGUGCGUUCGCUUAAUCGCCACGAGAGGAGGGCUCAUGGGCAUCGCUGUGAAUACUGCUGGGAAAGGUUCCCAAGCAAGAAAGAUUGUGUUAAACAUGAGCAAACACACCAAGCAUUUAAAUCAUCAGGUGCAGCAGAGCCCAAUCCAGCUGGAACGACUGAUGCCCGUUCAAGAAAGAGCCGGAAACCCCCUGGCAUUCAACCCUCGGAACCAACAGCUGAUGAGCCUAAGGAUAUGCUUGGUAGACCUACUGAUUAUUACCAACGUCCUUAUAAAUGUCGCUUCUGCUCAAACAGAUACACUUCGAAAUCGGUAGCUGAGCGCCAUGAAAGGGAAGUCCACAAAGGGGAGGGAGAUUUCAAAUGUAGCUAUUGUACUAAGGUAUUUAGCACCGUCAGUCGUCUCAAAGACCACCUUGUGCUGCAUAAAUAUGUGAACAUGUAUCCAUGCUCAGAAUGUCCGAAAAGUUUUGCUUCAGAGAGCGCCCUCAACAACCAUCGAGGAGAACACACAGGGCUCAAACCGUUCAAAUGUGACGUCUGCGACCGGGGAUUCAGAACUAGGAAGUUGGCUCUUAAGCACAAGAGACGCAUACACAGUGAGCGCCCGAAGCGCUUCAUCUGCACCUUCUGUGACAAAGGCUUUGCCGACAAGUGUGACUGGAAGGUCCAUGAAAGGCGCCACAAGGGUAUCAGGCAGUAUGUUUGCCUGGAUUGUGGGAAGGGUUUCACGUCAAGCACUUCGCUUGCUGCGCACAAGCAAGCCAUGCAUAUUAAGGUCAAACCCUUCUCCUGUGGAAUCUGUGGUAAAAGCUUUGCCUUGAAUCAUCAAUACAAUCAUCACAUGGCUAAGCAUCGCUUAGAAGGGGAGGACCAACCCCAGAUACCAGUACAUAUGCAGCAACAGCCGUGCAUGUAGUUCUUGUAAUGAUUCAAUCAUGAGAAUUAAUUGAAUUGAAUUCUUUAAUUAAGUCGCAUAGAGAGCCCUUUCUUGGCAAGUCUGUAAUUUUUGUAAUAUUUUCUUCUGAUAUUUAAAUCUCCCAAAUGUGUAGUGUCUGUAUGUAUAUGUGGAUGAUUUUGUAAUAAAAAUGACUUUACCAGUGGUAGUUGAUAUUUGAUACUCUUUUUUUUUUAUUUUUUAGAAAAGGCCCUUUGAAAUAUCUGUUUGAAUUAAUGAAUAUGGCAGAAAAAUAUAAAUACUGAAAAAAAUUGUAUUCUAAAUUUUCUUCCCAUUUCAUACUUUUGAUGGGUUUCCUACGGUCAUACUAAAACAGGAGGAAAAUGGCUACUUUAUAUCAAGGUAUUUGAUCUGUCGCCUUCAUCCUCGUUAUUUAAAUCAUAGCUUUCAAUUUUACACAACAUGUAUCAUUUAUGUGAUAAUUUUUAUUUUAUACGGUAAUGAAUUCAAAUUUGUAGUUUAUCUGAAACUAAGCAUCUGGUAUUUUUUGUCGUAGAGCACAAUAAUUUGCAAAAUUUCCAAAAUGCAAUGUUAGCAAUUCAUAUUGCAAGAAAGCUCAAUUGCGUACAAAAAGCUGCUUUAGCAUGUUUUCUUUUUUUUUCUUUUAUCCGUAUGUAAUACCCAUUUCGUGUGACUGGAUAUUGUCACUAGUGUGAAAAUCGGGAGGAAAAAAAUUAGUCCUUUUUACUUGGGUUCUCUUCCAUACUGUUAACAUGUAAGAUUGAAGGAUGAGUACAGCUAACUCUGCAAGAGUAACGAUUGAUUUGAUCAACCUUAGUACCGGUAUAUGGAAAUCCAUUGAUGUCAUUAUUUUUUCUAUAAAAAAAAAAAUUGGCACAAUGUCCUUUUUCAGCAAAGAGAAACACUGAAUUUUCAAGAAAUCAAUUAAUGUAUGAAUUUACCCCAUAUCUAGAAAAUAUUUCAAGCAAACAUGGACUGCUGUCGGUAUUGCUGGCUUUCCGUAGUUAUGGUUGAUUAGAUCAAUCGCAACUCUUGUCAGACGGGGCCCAGAUCUGAAAUAAUAAGUUAGGCGAUUAUUCGACUUACGGAAUAUUGACGUAUUCAGUCUACUGUACUAGAUUUAUGUUUAUGUGCAUGCUUGUGGAAGUGAUUCUGGUCUGAUCUGUAAAGCUUAUUUACUACUUAUUAUGUUGAUGAUGAUGAUGAAGUUCAUGGUGAUUGAUAUAUUAAAUGAUAAUCAUGAAAAUAAUUAUGACAUAAUUGAUAGAUUCCAUCGUCUGUAAUGAUGUUAUUGAUUGAUGAUGUCAACGACAAUGGUAACAAUAUAUGUCGACCUAUGACGAUGAUGAUGAAGGAUACUGCUCUUGCUGAUAGCAUGAUAAUAGUGUCAAUUCUAGUAGAGACAACUGAUGAUCAUGACAACAGUAAAAUUAGUGUUGAUUAGAAUACUUUAGAAUGAUAAUCAUGAUAGAAUGAUAGUCAUGAUAGAAUGAUAAUCAUGAUAGAUAAAUGAACAACAAAUACAAAAGAUAGAUUUCUUAUUUAUUUACUUUUUUUUUACAUCUGUGUAUUUUUUUUGUAUUUUCCAUUUCCAUUUAUUGAGCAUUUUGCAUCUACAUGUAUGUAUUUUCUUGUUUGUAUAAUGCUGAUAUAUUUAAUAUUUAUAUCUCACUGUAUUAUAUUUCAUGUAAUGAGUGGAAUUCAAUUAUUUAAAUCUUGGGAUUAUCUAAUGAUUAUUAACUUGCUCUGAUAUCAAACGAAAUCUGGUAACAUACAAUCAAAUCAAAUUUGUUGAAGUCUAUAUAUGGAGACUCUGUCUCCAAUAGGUUAAGAGAAGAGUUAUAUAAAAUGGUUUUGAAUUAUGAUAUAUAUAGAAUUUAUAUAGCACAACUUAUUUCUAAAUUCUGAAUAUAUUGUGUUAAAACAAGUAUGGAUAUUACAUGUAGGGGUAAAUUGCCAAUUUGACUACUGUGAAAACAUCCACAUACAGUACUGACUAAUAUUACAGUACGUCCCACAAAAAAGGAAACCAUGUUCAGAAAUAUAUUAUUGAAUAUGUUUUUUACUUUAAGUUUGAUACUCGUGGCAAGAGUGGAAUCUCAUCUCUAAUUUGAAACCAACAGCUUAGCAAAUCGUUCACGCAUGGCAGAUUACAAAUAAUAAAUAGUGAGGCAUAUCAGAAACGAUUUGCGCAGAAACUAACUCGUGAAUCUGAAUCUGUUCUCAUUUCAGGGAUCAGUGAGAGAAUCUUAAAGAAUACAAAAGAAAUGCUAAUGAGCCAAUCGUCGUUUCACAAACCAAUCUUGUCAAAUUUUUUUGCGCAUCCUGGUUUUGACAUUAACAUUUCCACCUCGUUUAUUUGCUCAUUAAUGCGUGAGGUGUUCAUCACAUCUUAGGUAUCAAAAUAAAGAGAAAUAAUUGAAUGAUAUGAUUAUGUAAAUUAGAUAUCAUAUUUCAUAAUUAUGCCUCUGAAUAAAAAAAAGAUGGGAAUCCUGGUUUCCUUUUUUCUGGGAUGCACUUUACAACUUGUUGAUAAUAUAGUCUCAAAAUAUACCCAAUAGAUAGGACAAGAAAAAUUUGUAAAAGUAGGCUUCAUACCAGGAAUAUGUUGCUAAGGAACAAAAUGAUCACUGAUUGAUGCCAGCCUCAUUAAAAAAGGGAGAAAUUGUAAUUCAUGCUAAGCAUCAUGAUUUUCAAAUAUUGAUAUUGAUAGGAAUUUAUGAAGAUAGUCUACAUCACAUAACACUGAUAGAGGUUUUAAACUAUGUGUUUGACAUUAAAAUUGAGUUUCUAUGUAUUUUGAAAUAUGAAAUAUAUAUUUGAAAAAAAAUGUACAUGUGCAUUUGUAUUGACGUAAAACCUACAGCUGUCACAAAUGAAUUCAAUGUCUAUGUAGUACACAUGUAUUAGUUUUGUCAUAUUCAUUAUUAGAUGUAAAAAUUAUUAGAUUUUUAAUUUAAUUAUUGUGCAAACUGAUAGUCAUUGUACUGGUAUGUGGUUUAAGAUAUUUGUGCACAUCAUGGUUUGUAUAAACAUGAAAUAAAGCAAUGAUAAAUUA
Messenger RNA from Lytechinus pictus (painted urchin), 5783 nucleotides. Its product is annotated as zinc finger protein 658B-like. The transcript is spliced from 7 exons. Lineage: Eukaryota; Metazoa; Echinodermata; Echinoidea; Temnopleuroida; Toxopneustidae. Bases 149 to 2725 code for a protein of 858 amino acids. Gene Ontology annotation, molecular function: protein binding. The record is from RefSeq and is a predicted model, not a curated record.